This is a messenger RNA of Aegilops tauschii subsp. strangulata, 2508 nucleotides long. RefSeq names its product bidirectional sugar transporter SWEET4-like. Lineage: Eukaryota; Viridiplantae; Streptophyta; Magnoliopsida; Poales; Poaceae. Gene Ontology annotation, cellular component: membrane. Gene Ontology annotation, molecular function: sugar transmembrane transporter activity. The record is from RefSeq and is a predicted model, not a curated record. Gene Ontology annotation, biological process: carbohydrate transport.
AAUAGUGUGGCAGCCUUAUGUUAGCGACAACUGAAGAACACACGAAUAUUGAACAUAGCAUCCCAGUGGCAAGGAUAAAUAUUAAGAAACAAUAUGCACUAUAACGCAACUAAUUAAUCAAAGCAAUUCAUUUCCUGUAACUGCAUAUCUGUAAUUAGUAGGCAUUCAAUCACACUACAAUCACAAUUGCAUAUGCAUCUUGAAUGCCACCACUUGAGCAUCAUGCAAGCCUAGCCAGCAAAUUGAUUGUAGUUGGAUAAAACUGAAGCGGAUCCGUUUGAGCAACACCUCUGCAAGGCAUGGUUUUCUGACAAAUGACAAUUCAGACUACAACCAAAGGAACAGAAGCACCAAACUGAAAGUUUUCACAUAUCGCAUUGUGUGCUAUGGGAGCUCAUUACAGACCUCUAAGCUUGCCGAGGGUAGGGCUGACCUUCAUCCCAUGACAAGUGGUCCGAGAUUAAGCCUGCCGACAGUUUUGGCUGCGAUAAACAUUACCUAUUGAUGCUAUGGUAGGCAAGGAACAAAAGAAUAAGCAAACACACCCGACAUUAGACCUGAAUCACCUGAUCACAUGGGCACAGUCGAUCUGCUGCUUUAGGAAACCUCGGGCGCCUAGGAGCCGGAGGGGCUGUCCGCUACACCAUCAGGGGUCGCUAGGCCAGUGCUGCGACCCUUCCUGCUGCAAAGGGUGGAUUAGGGAGUUGUGGGCGCUGCUAGAAGGUCCACGGUGAAGGACAUGGGAGAAGAUGGUGGUAUGGAGAGGAGAGACUCUUCCAGGCCCGGCCGCCACUGGUCUUGUUCCCGCGAGAUUGGAACAAGAGUAGGCCACCGAUCGUUCGAGGCCACUCUCAAUUUACUCUCGCACAGCCGGCCGCCAUCGCCCCUUGUUCCGUGGUGACACCAUUGCCAAUGAUCGCAGAAAGGGAGAAGAGAUGUCAGGGCGUACGUCUAGAGAUAGCUGAGAAGAGGUGCAGACCUGCAAGAGCUCGCUGUCACCUGCGUCACGUAUUGCCGCCGCCGCCACCGCCCCGAGAGAGAGACGAUGAGAUGCGUUUCAGGAGGAAAAUAGGGUUUGCUGAGAGAAAGCUGAGGGGGUUGAGGGGAACCGGUUGAGUGGACACAUGGAGGAAAAAAACCAGCGAACGGUUGACGAUAAAAAUCGGUGGAGAAGGGAUUCUUCGAUAUUUCCGAGGAAUACCCCCAGCGGCCCAGCUCCGCCAUUGCUUCCUGCGGCCUCCAUAAGACUGUGAUUCUCUCACCACCAACUUCGUCCUCCUCAUUCCAGUUUCCUCAUACAUCCACCACUUUCUCGAGGCGAUGGCCCGCUUUAAUGAUUCCGGAAUCAAGCGGAGCACGUUGAUGGUCCUCUUCGUGUUGUUCCUUGUCGACGACUUCGUGAUUAUCGCUGUGGUCGUGGCCAUGAGCGAGGUCGCCGCAGGAAGUAGCACGGAGUCCGCCGGGUCGUCCGCCGUCGCCGUCCUCGGCGUCGCCGGCAACCUUAUCGCCAUCAUCAACAUCUUAUCUCCCACUUUCACUUUCGUGAUUCCUGUCUGGAAGGAAGGGUCUGUAGGAGAUCGGAUGGUAUAUGGAAGCCUUUUGGCUUUCGUAAACAACGUGAUGUGGGCAAUGUAUGCCGCCUCCGACUCUCUCGAGAGUAAACUUUACUUCUUCAUCGUCAAUGGAGUGGGCUUGGUCUUUCAGAUUUGCUACAACAUCCUCUACAUAUACUAUGCGGAAGGGAAGAAGAGCAUUCAAGCCUUCAUCCUUUUAUUGGCAUCCUACGUGGUCGCCCUUGUAAUGGCAGCCUUAGUGCCUUGGAUGGUGAUGACACAAAGGUGGAGUAGUACUUGGGUCGGUGUCCUUGCCGCAUCAUUUGGAGUAUCCAUACAUAUUGCUUCUGCAUGGGACAUGCUGAUGGUGAUCAAGAGAAAGGAGCAGAUCAUCUACAUAGACCGAAUAAUCACGGUAUCCUUCUCCCUCGCCGCUGCAUGUAUUUGGACCGUCUACGGUUUCAAAUCCGCGACCGUCAACUUAUAUGUCCUGGUACCGAAUCUCGUGGGCAUUCUGUGUACCGCUGUGCAAAUCUGUGUGUACGCCUACUUGAUACUAUCCCGCAAGAUCCGCAUCUACUCCUUCCAAACUGAUGACGCAGUGGACUAUGGCUACGAGAUGGGAAAGCUCUUCGCGUUGCCUCCAGUGUAGGUCUGCCGUCUGCGGCGGCAAAUUGAGACUUGUGUUUAUUGACAACGAGGCAACUCAAAACUUUUAAAUUCUGAGCGAACUAUGAGAGUAUUUCGGUGGAUGGUCGAUCUAUCACUGAUCGAUCGAUAGCAGGCUCCCGUAUGAACCCGACUUGCCACAAAAAACAGAAAACACAGUUUUUAGUAAAAAAAAACAAAUUUGAAAUCUGUUCAUUUGGGACUAAAACUUGAAAUUCAGUUCUGUGGACUAUUCCUGAUUUCCUGCAACUCCAGUUUUAUGUAUGUCACUUUCGUAGUGUUUGAA